Messenger RNA from Salvia splendens (bonfire salvia), 908 nucleotides. RefSeq names its product B-box zinc finger protein 32. The record is from RefSeq and is a predicted model, not a curated record. Lineage: Eukaryota; Viridiplantae; Streptophyta; Magnoliopsida; Lamiales; Lamiaceae. Gene Ontology annotation, molecular function: zinc ion binding. The coding region runs from base 137 to 739 and encodes 200 amino acids. The transcript has a single exon.
UGUUUUUAAAUUGAAUACACUACGUGAUUCUCUCUCUCACAAACACCGAGUUUGAAUCGCUUAUUCACACAAUCCCUACUAUUCCUCUCACACCUAUACUCAAAUCAUUCGAUUUCAAUUCUGAACCAUAUCAGAAAUGAAGCUGCGCCUCUGCGAGCUCUGCAAUGCGAACGCCGCCGUCUUCUGCCCCUCCGACGCCGCAUUCCUCUGCCGGAAUUGCGACGUUAAAGUCCACCAGGCGAACUUCCUCGUAGCGCGCCACGUCCGCCGCGCCGUCUGCUCCAAUUGCAGGAGCUUCACCGGCACCGGCGUAGGCGUAGGCGUAGACUCUCUCUGUCCUUCCUGUGACGAGGACGAUCUCGGAUCUCUAUCGUCCACCAGCAGCAGCGCCAACAAAGUAUACUCCGGCGACUCCUCAUCCUCCUCUUGCGGAAGGAAGAGGAGGUUGGUGAAUGCGGAGAGCGUUUUCAACAACUGGUGCCGUAAGCUAGGGAUCGAGGAGAGAUGGGCAGCAGGGGAGGUGUGCAGAGCGAUGAAGACGUGCACCGGUCGGCUGCCGUUGCGGGUGUGCUUGGCGGCGUCGAUGUGGCUAGGCCUAGGCCUCCAAAAAACGCCACGGAUUUUGAGGCGCUUGCAGGAGAUCUCAGGCGUUCCAGCCAAGAUUAUACUAGCCGCCGCAUCCAAAUUCGAUCGACGCCGCCCUCAGCCUCAGCUCGAAGAAGGAUGGGCUGAGAGCUAGAGCUACCUUUUUUAUUUCCGCCCAACCCAAUAUUACUAUUUGUUUAAGCUUUCUGUUUUUUUUUCUUGAAUUAUUUACUCCUUAAUUCCAAUGAAUCCGAUCAUUUUGAUGUGCAACUAAUUACUACUCCCUCUAUAAUAGGAGUAGGAGAGUAUUUGUCUGGACUGAA